Molecule: messenger RNA, 3109 nt
Organism: Sodiomyces alkalinus F11
Lineage: Eukaryota; Fungi; Ascomycota; Sordariomycetes; Glomerellales; Plectosphaerellaceae
Product: beta-glucosidase
Exons: 6
Coding region: 401-2959 (852 amino acids)
Biological process (GO): glucan catabolic process
Molecular function (GO): beta-glucosidase activity
Source: RefSeq, a predicted model, not a curated record
CAACCAUAAGGGUAAGGAGGAGGGAAUCGAAGAUCGAAAGUCAACGGACGACUUAAUUAACGAGGGCGCUCGAAUUUCAUAUUAGCUAGUGAGGGGGGAGGCGGGCAGCCAAGAUCUCUUAUUAUCGGAUGAUUUGUAUGUCGAGACAUCAUUACCCACCACGACGGUUCUGGGUUCAGCUGCAUACCGCAUAGCAUACCCUUGAAGUUCUCAUUUCAUUCAAAAGGGACCCUCAGGCUGAGAAAGGCAUGCGCGCGUGCCCACGACACCGGAGUUUGUGAGAGAAAAUCGGUCACGAAGCCGAGUAUCGUCGACAGUUUCAGUGGACAUGCCAGGGUCCCGACGCCUCUUCUCCGCCUUCGUCAAUCCUCAAACACUCUCCUGACCAGGUCUGCCCGCCAUGUCGAAGACGGAUGUCAGCGCCGACACUGGCACCGCCGAGCAUCACAAGCCCACCAUGUCGGAGCAGAAGAAGCCUUCCGUGUGGCAGCGCGUCCAGGCUGGCCUUCCUUUCCUCAAAACCAAGAAGCGCAUCAUCAUCGUCUUAGUCGUCCUGGUGGUAAUAAUCGGCGGCGGUCUUGCCGGAUUGGCUGCAUUACCUUCGAAGAAGACAGAGGGCAGCGUAGAUAGGGAGCCUAUGACGGAUGAUUCUUUCUUCUAUGGGCUUUCGCCGCCCGUGUACCCGUCACCCGAGAUGGAGGGUCUGGGGGCUUGGAGCGAUGCUUUCGAGAAAGCCAGGGACAUGGUUGGGGAGAUGACGCUAGAGGAAAAGGUGAGCUUGACCGGAGGCAUCCGCUCUUCGACCGGGUGUGCCGGGCUUCUUCCCCCGAUUAGACGGCUCCGUUUCCCCGGGAUGUGUCUCCACGAUGCCGGGCAAGGUCUCAGGAACACCGAUUUUGUCAAUGCCUAUCCGGCCGGUAUUCACGUGGGAGCUAGCUGGAACAAACCCCUGGCACGACGGAGGGCGAAGGCCAUGGGGUCCGAAUUCAGGACGAAGGGUGUCAACGUCUUGCUCGGACCCUCGAUCGGGCCCAUGGGCCGCGUGGUCAGCGGCGGUCGGAACUGGGAGAGCUUCUCGGUCGAUCCGUACCUAACCGGCGUCUUCGUACACGAGACGGUCAACGGGGUGCAGGAAGAAGGUGUUUUGACUAGUGUCAAGCAUUUCAUCGCGAACGAACAAGAAACCAAUCGUCUGCAGAAACUGCCCCGGGAAGCUGUCUCUUCGAAUGUUGAUGACAAGACCAUGCACGAGUUCUACCUCUGGCCAUUCCAGGACGCCGUCCAUGCCGGUAGCGCCAACAUCAUGUGUUCCUACCAGCGGAUUAACAACUCGUAUGGCUGCCAGAACAGCAAGACGAUGAACGGCCUCCUGAAAGACGAACUCGGUUUCCAGGGCUGGGUCGUCUCCGACUGGGACGCGCAGCACGCCGGCGUCGCCGCUGCCCUCGCCGGGAUGGACGUGGCCAUGCCCGUGCCACACGACUACUGGGGCGAUACUCUCGUCGAAGCCGUCAGGAACGGGUCCGUCCCCGAGAGCCGCGUCACCGACAUGGUCACGCGCGUCAUCGCGUCGUGGUAUCGCCUGAACCAAGACCACGAGGACUUCCCACCCCCUGGGGCGGGAAUGCCCAUGAACGUGCAGGAGCCCCACGCAAUCGUCGACGCCAGGAACACCUCCAGUCGCGGCGUGCUUCGCGAUGGGGCCGUUGAAGGCCACGUCCUGGUCAAAAACGCCAACGGCGCGCUCCCCCUCGGUAGACCGAGACUGCUCUCCCUAUUUGGAUACUCGGCCACGUCGGCGCGCGGGAUGAACUUCAUCGGCGGCGGAUUCGUCGACCCCCUGGCCUUCGGAGCGUACCCCGUGGGCUGGGAAGAGGUCGAAGCCGGCUUCACGAUGAAGGAGGACUACGACCAGGAUUGGUCGGCCAUCGGCCUCGGCGGCACCAUGAUCUCGGGCGGCGGGUCGGGCGCCCCUUCGCCGUCGACGCUGAUCUCUCCUUUCGAGGCGAUCAAGGCGCAGGCCGACGGGGACGGCACCGCGCUCCUGUGGGACUUUGAACGCGGCGAUCCGGGCGUCCACGCGGAAUCCGACGCCUGUCUCGUCUUCGGCAACGUCUGGGCGAGCGAAUCGUACGACCGACCGGCGCUCUACGACGACUACACCGACGGCCUGAUCCUAAACGUGGCGUCGCGCUGCAACAACACCAUGGUCGUGCUGCACAACGCCGGGCCGCGCCUCGUGGACCAGUGGAUCGAGCACAGCAACGUCACGGCCGUCCUCUUCGCGCACCUCCCGGGCCAGGACUCGGGCAACGCGCUCGUAUCGAUCCUCUACGGCGGCGCGAACCCGUCCGGCAAGCUCCCCUACACCGUGGCGCGGAACGAAUCCGACUACGCGCACCUGGCCGGGCCGGACGUCCUCCUCCCCGAUGACCGGGUGCACGCAAACUUCCCGCAGAGCAACUUCUCCGAGGGCGUGUACGUCGACUACCGGCACUUCGACAGGCAAGGCAUCGAGCCGCGCUUCGCCUUCGGCUUCGGGCUGAGCUACACAUCCUUCGCGUUCGGCAACCUCACGGUCCAGGCGAGCCGCAACGCGUCGACGACGGCGCCAUACCCGACCGGGCCCCUGGGCGAAGGCGGCCCGCAAGACCUGUGGGCCGUCCUGGCGCGGGUGUCGGCCGACGUGCGGAACACGGGGGCGGUGGCGGGGCAUGAGGUCGCGCAGCUGUACGUCGGGAUCCCGGGCGGGCCGGUUAGGCAGUUGCGUGGUUUCGACAAGCCGUUCGUCGAGGCGGGCGAGUCGGCUGCGGUCGAGUUCGAGCUGACGAGACGCGACCUCAGUGUGUGGGACGUUGGGGCGCAGAAGUGGCAUCUUCAGAACGGCACGUAUGGGGUCUGGGUCGGGUCGAGUAGUCGGGAUCUGCCACUGGAAGGCGAGUUUGCGAUCCAGAACUGAACGACUGUCAAAUGAGACCAGUGUCUGUCGUGACGAUUACUUUUUGUUAAUUUUAAUUUUAUUUUUUUGAGUUGCUCUGCUCAACAUAUAGGCUAAUCCGGACCGAAUAUGGGGUCCCACUGGGUGUCGCUGCUUUUACAUGACUCCUUU